GAGUCCCCACAUCGCCAGCGGUAGUUUCCCCCGAACACGCUCUCACUCACGCUGCCCACUGAGCUGACAGGCGUACAGAGCUGACAGGCUUACAGCCGCUGCAGUGCUUCUCUCAUUCUCACCUCCACAACAGAACAGAGUCAACAAAAUGGGGAAAGGUUGCAUCACGGCCACCAAGUACUUUCUGUUUCUCUUCAACCUGCUCUUCUUCAUAUUUGGAGCCCUGAUUAUGGGCUUUGGACUCUGGAUCCUCUUGGACAAUCAAAGCUUCAUUGCAGUCUUGCAGGACUCAUCUACGGCACUAAAGGUGGGCUCCUACAUUCUGAUUGGUGUGGGCUCCUUCUCCAUGCUCAUGGGCUUCCUGGGCUGUCUGGGAGCCAUCUAUGAGAUCCGCUGCCUGCUUGGACUGUACUUUACUUGCCUGCUCCUCAUACUCAUCGCUCAGGUGGCUGCAGCUAUUCUCAUCUAUUUCCAGCGGGACGUGCUGAGGACUGAGACAUCCAGCAUCGUGAUCAAAAUCCUGCAGAACUACCAUGGGCAGAACAAGACUACGGAGCUGGCCUGGGACUACAUCCAGAGGAAUAUGCACUGCUGUGGCUGGAACGGACGCACAGACUGGCUGGAUAACCCUGUGAUCGUGAACAGUUCUCAGAUGCUUUACCCCUGCUCCUGCCGCAACUCCUCCAUCCCUGAAGACAACGGCACAGACAGCGGCUUCUGCGAGGCCCAGUCUCCUGACUGGCCCAUUUAUGACACGGGCUGCAUGUCCAGUGUGGAGAGCUGGCUCUUCACAAACUACGGAGUCAUUCUAGGAAUCUGCCUUGGGGUGGCUGUUAUUGAGCUUCUUGGCAUGAUCCUGUCCAUGGGCCUUUGUAAGAGUGUACACCAAGAAGACUACACCAAAGUGCCAAAGUAUUGAGGGAGAUAAAAACACACAUGCACAUGCUCACAAACUCUCGUACAUACAGUAUAUUGAUUCUCUUUAUAGUUUACUUGCCCAGAAGAAGUCCCACAUUAAAUGCACCCAAAAAAGUGAGCUUUAUUCUGGAUUAGAAGUUUAUGGAAAGCUAUCACUUGGAUAGUGAAAAUUCUCUAUUUUUUUUGGUCCUACACAAUAGUGGCUCAUCUGAAAAGUAAUUUAAACCCACCACUAAGCCUGCAGAUUUCUCGAAUAUGGCAUUUUAGCAUUCAGCAGUUAGGUAGAAUGUACGCUUUCCGGUUUAGAGUCUUAAGAAACGUCUGUAGGUAUAAGGUCUGUGUAUUCAGUGCCAUUUCUGAGGUGCUGUCAGAAACAUUGUGACGCAGAGCCAGGAUGGUGGCGCAUAGGACCUGCCCACAUGAAGGAACGGAAGGCUUAUGACUGGUUCUACAGCCACUCCAUAAUCUCUUUAAACCACACUGCUGGUCUUCAUGCUGAGGCUGUUCAGCGUGCUUUUGGUGUUCAUUAUUUACAGCAGUCAGACUCAAAGCUAACAUCUAUUGCAUGACGGUUCUUUUUUUAAAUCUGUACAUCAGUGUUGUUUUUGGUUGUUGUUUUUUUAUUCGUUUGUAUAUACUUUUAGCAUUAAUUAGCAUGUCACUUUUAAGGUUGUAAGAGACUUUCCGCUCUAAGUUGUUUCCUUUACAGUUAUAGUUUUUUAUGUACAGAGGGCAUAUUUUUAACUUUUUAAGUUUCUUAGAUUUUUGGCUUUUUAAAGAAAAAUAUAACAUGAAAGUUAUUGAUAAACCAAAUUCUGCCAUAUGCCCCCCCCCCAAGCUGACUGCAGGCCUGAUUUUCUCGCUUCACUUCUAAUCUGACUGCUUUCUCCAAACACUGCUUUUUGCUGAACUGCUUGCUUGUGAUUCCUUUUGAUGUGUUCUGUUAAAGUAGAACCUUCAUGGUUGAUCUCUUUACUUUGUAACUCGACUGUGAUCCCUAUAGAUGCACUCUGUGUGCCGUUCCCUUCAGGAAAAAAUAAGCAUACUUUAAAAGAUCUCCUGUUUAAGUCUUAUAUUGUUUCAGUUCUUCUAGUUCUUCUCGAUCAGAGAUUUGUAAUCUUUGUAUAUUUGAGGAAAGAAAAUGGAUCUGAGACUGUGGUCAGGACACGUGUUUUGUUUUGUUUGGAAGGGAAAAAUGGAGCAGAAAUUGUCCUGAAAGUGAAUCAUUUUGAUUUUGAUCAUGAAAAUAAUUCUUCCUUUUUAUGGUACGAGGAAAAAUGUCUUUGUGUUUAAACCUUUUUGUAUACUUGGAACACAUACUUGGCCAAGUAAUUAUGAAACAGUACCACGUACCUCUGUUAAGUUCUCUCUGUUACAAUAAAGUGAACUCACCCAA
Molecule: messenger RNA, 2314 nt
Organism: Colossoma macropomum (tambaqui)
Lineage: Eukaryota; Metazoa; Chordata; Actinopteri; Characiformes; Serrasalmidae
Gene: cd82a
Product: CD82 molecule a
Exons: 9
Coding region: 149-919 (256 amino acids)
Cellular component (GO): membrane
Source: RefSeq, a predicted model, not a curated record